ACGGAUUUUACCCACAUUGACCGGAUUGAGUCGGGUGGAUACCCGUGAGUUCGGGUUUUGUUGCCAUCCUAGUGACAACCAUGGUUUCUAUCAUUCUAUGUGAGCGAAGCUGGUUGUGCUUUCCCAAUCGGGCUAAGCCAGGCCCAAGUUUCGCAAAAAAAGGGGACAGGGCCCAAAAUAAGCUAAUGUAAAGAGGGCGGUUUCGGGAAUCGGGAAUGCAGAAUUCCAACGGCUAUUUUUUUCAUAGUUCCGUUCGAUUUCCCCUAAAGCCCUAAAUCUCCAUUGUUCCCGUGAUGGAGCUAUAAAACGCUCGCUCUCCAACUCGAUUUCUUCACCAAUUGCUCUCUCUGCUUUGCUACGAUUCUCCAAUUGACAAACCACAAAGCACCUCUCUCAGCGCUUCAUUCUACUUCUCACGGCUCUCGUCUCAGAAUCUGCUCUGCUUGCCGGCGAUUCCUUUCUGUUUUUAUCUUGAUUUGCGAUUGAAUCUAACCUCUUGUUUUGCAGAUCUUCCUGUUGUUGAUUGCUCGCUUAUUUUUCCUGAGUUUCUUGGUUAAUUGUUUACGGUGAAUUGUUAGGUUUGCUUCUUGUUUCGUUUUUGCUCUGUUUUUGCUCUGUGUUUGAAUUGAUGGAUGCAGGAUCUGCAAAUAUGAGCUACACCACCCCCAAUCCCAGAUUCCCUCUGCAGAGAAGGGGUUCCAAAGAGAACUUGGACAGAUUCAUCCCGAACCGUUCAGCUAUGGACAUGGAUUACGCCCAUUUCAUGGUGACUCAAGGUAGGAAAGAAAAGGAUAACUUAGUCCCAAGCUCUCCUUCAAGCGACGCCUACAAGAGACUGCUCGCCGAGACCUUGAACCUGAACCGAACCAGAAUCCUGGCGUUCAAGAACAAGCCUCCUGUCCCUGUCCAGCUGAUCCCUCAUCAACACACUUCUUCAGCUUCUUCCACAACACACCAGGCUAAACCCACCAAACCCCGCAGGCACAUCCCACAGACUUCAGAGAGAACACUGGAUGCUCCAGACCUCUUAGACGACUUCUACUUGAACUUGCUCGACUGGGGCAGCAGCAACGUUCUAGCCAUAGCUCUAGGAAGCACGGUUUACCUCUGGGAUGCAUCCGACGGCUCCACUUCUGAGCUCGUGACAGUGGACGAAGAACACGGCCCUGUCACCAGCGUGAAUUGGGCUCCAGAUGGCCGCCACAUCGCUAUUGGACUCAACAACUCCGAAGUUCAGUUGUGGGAUUCAGCAUCCAACAAACAACUACGAACACUUAAAGGUGGGCACAGAUGUCGCGUUGGCUCACUGGCAUGGAACGACAACAUCCUUACCACAGGAGGAAUGGACGGCAGGAUCGUCAACAACGACGUCCGGGUUCGCGACCACAUUGUCGAGACUUACAGAGGCCACACACAGGAAGUCUGCGGGCUCAAAUGGUCAGCGUCAGGGAAGCAACUAGCAAGUGGGGGAAACGACAAUCUCCUCCAUAUCUGGGACAGAUCGGUGGCAUCCUCCAACUCCCCAACCCAGUAUCUCCACCGGCUCGAGGAUCACACUUCAGCAGUCAAGGCCCUCGCGUGGUGUCCAUUUCAGUCCAACUUGCUUGCUUCGGGAGGCGGAGGUGGAGACAGGACGAUCAAGUUCUGGAACACACACACAGGGGCGUGCUUGAACUCUGUGGACACCGGAUCGCAGGUUUGUGCACUGCUGUGGAACAAGAACGAGAGGGAGCUUCUGAGUUCUCAUGGGUUCACGCAGAAUCAGCUGACUCUGUGGAAGUAUCCGUCAAUGGUGAAGACCGCGGAGCUCACGGGGCAUACGUCGAGGGUUUUGUUCCUGGCUCAGAGUCCCGAUGGGUGUACCGUGGCCUCGGCUGCUGGAGAUGAGACACUGAGGUUCUGGAAUGUGUUUGGUGAUCCUAAUGAAGCGGCAAAGAAAUCGGCUCCGAAAAAGAAUCAGGAGCCUUUCGCUUGGGCGAAUCGCAUCAGGUGAAGAAGGAUUUGCUUAUGAUCAAGAGCUGUUUCUUGCAGUGGAUUUAAGCUAGCAAUUGUGAAUUUUUAGUAGGCUUCUGAGAUAGAUAGUCCACUAGUGAAGAAGCGGCCCCCUGCUUCCUUACUGUUGCCCAGAUUUUCACUUGAAUGAUCAUGUUCUCUAUGAAAAAAGGCUGCUGCCCAAGUGGAUGUCAUAAACAAGUAAAUAUAAAGACGAAUCAUCAUUAAUCCCCCAGAUUUUCACUUGAAUGAUCAUGUUCUCUAUGAAAAAAGGCUGCUGCCCAAGUGGAUGUCAUAAACAAGUAAAUAUAAAGACGAAUC
This is a messenger RNA of Linum trigynum, 2313 nucleotides long. Lineage: Eukaryota; Viridiplantae; Streptophyta; Magnoliopsida; Malpighiales; Linaceae. The record is from the annotation of a GenBank genome assembly.